Molecule: messenger RNA, 993 nt
Organism: Triticum dicoccoides
Lineage: Eukaryota; Viridiplantae; Streptophyta; Magnoliopsida; Poales; Poaceae
Exons: 2
Coding region: 126-776 (216 amino acids)
Source: RefSeq, a predicted model, not a curated record
UGAGGCCCUGAGCCCUUGACCCACCAGGCCCCUAGCCCGCCCCUUACCGAAGCAGCAAAUCGGCUAUCGGCUAGAGCGCAAACCCCCCACCACGCCACCACCGAUCGCAUCGCGAGUUCGCGACCAUGGACGACGUUGUCACCGACGCGCCGCCGCCGUCCCGCUUCUCCCCCGACGACCUCGACAACUUCGCCGCACCCCUGCCGCAGCCCACCCCCAUCCUCGUCGUCUCCCCAAACCCUAGCCCCGCCCCGCGGCUCCUCGUCGUCCUCAUCUCCCCCACCUCCCUCGCCCUCCUCCCCUCCCCGCCGCCUCCUCUCCACGCCUCCCUCCUCCUCCCAGACCUCCCCUUGAACGCCAUCCCCGCCCACCGCACGCGCGCCGCCGCCAGGAGCCUCAUCUCCGGGCUCCAGCCGGAGGAGGUCCUGGUCCUGGACGCGGUCCGCAGCGGGGCGUACAGGGGCAGGCUCUCCGCGGACGAGCUGGUGGAGGGGAAGCUGGAGACCGGGGCGGCGCGGCGGCGGGGAGGCGUGGGCGCGGCCAAGGGCGUCGCGGCGCUGGCGCCUCCGGGGAGCGUGAUGGACGGGCUCGGCGCCGCCGUGAUGACGGAGUGCGAGAUCCGGGGGAAGGCCGCGAGCAUGGUGGUGACCUGGCCGGCGGCCGCCAGGCCCUCCGACUUCGGGGUCAUGCGGCGCGUGGCGGCGGAGCUCGGCGUCGAUCUGAAGGCCGCGGCCAGGGUCUCCGGCCGGGCCGGGUUGGGCGCGCUGUAUACUUAAGAUGAUAUCCCUUCCACUUCUCUGUGCUCAUGGUUCGUCUUGUUUGGCUUGUGCUAUUGAGAAGAGAAGUUCAGAGAAAAUCCCAAGAUGUAUCAGGGAUUCAGUAUUCAGCAAUGUUGUGUUCGGGCAUUCUGCGACAGGAUUAUGGACACACAAACUAAACUUUACUAGUGCAUUUCGGUGGUGCUAUCGAUGUUUUUAUGUUGUUGAAUGUUUC